ACUGUACAAUAGCAGACGGUAAUUUACGCUUCAUCAAAAAUGGACAUGUGCCGCACCACAAUCUAUAUUUAUUUAAUGAUAUCAACAUCUUUAUCUCCAUCAGAAGGUGAUGCUUUGGAGAUUUUCCCAGCAAACAUUUUUGGAGAGUCCACAGCAAAAGCUGGUCAAAAUGUCAAGUUGAAAUGCAGCAUUUCUCAUAUUCAGAGCUCAAAUCAAGCAGUUCACAUGUAUUUGUGUAAAAAUGGUGUUGGAGAGAGAUUACAACUACUUGACAAUAAAGACGAGCACACCUUCACUCUGAGUAAUAUUUCAUUACAAGACUCUGGGAGCUACAGCUGUGUUUACUCAUUUAAACUGUAUCCUACAAAGACUGUCAGAGGAUCAGGAAAAAACUCCAUCCAUGUUCAAGUCAGUGGUGAUGCUUUGGAAAUUUUCCCGGCACGAAUUUUCGGCACCUCUACAGCAAAAGUUGGAGAACAUUUAAUAUUACAAUGCAGCAUUUCUCAUAUUCAGAGCUCAAAUCAAGCAGUCAACAUGUAUUUGUGUAAAAAUGGUGUUGGAGAGAGAUUACAACUACUUGACAAUAAAGACGAGCACACCUUCACUCUGAGUAAUAUUUCAUUACAAGACUCUGGGAACUACAGCUGUGUUUACUCAUUCACACGAUAUUAUGCGAAGAACGUUACAGGAUCAGGAGAAAACUCCAUCCAUGUCCAAGUCAACGGUGAUGCUUUGGAGAUUUUCCCAGCAAACAUUUUUGGAGAGUCCACAGCAAAAGCUGGUCAAAAUGUCAAGUUGAAAUGCAGCAUUUCUCAUAUUCAGAGCUCAAAUCAAGCAGUUCACAUGUAUUUGUGUAAAAAUGGUGUUGGAGAGAGAUUACAACUACUUGACAAUAAAGACGAGCACACCUUCACUCUGAGUAAUAUUUCAUUACAAGACUCUGGGAGCUACAGCUGUGUUUACUCAUUUAAACUGUAUCCUACAAAGACUGUCAGAGGAUCAGGAAAAAACUCCAUCCAUGUUCAAGUCAGUGGUGAUGCUUUGGAAAUUUUCCCGGCACGAAUUUUCGGCACCUCUACAGCAAAAGUUGGAGAACAUUUAAUAUUACAAUGCAGCAUUUCUCAUAUUCAGAGCUCAAAUCAAGCAGUUCACAUGUAUUUGUGUAAAAAUGGUGUUGGAGAGAGAUUACAACUACUUGACAAUAAAGACGAGCACACCUUCACUCUGAGUAAUAUUUCAUUACAAGACUCUGGGAGAUACAGCUGUGUUUACUCAUUCACACGGUAUUAUAUAAAGGAUGUCAGAGGAUCAGGAGAAAACUCCAUCCAUGUUCAAGUCAACGGUGAUGCUUUGGAGAUUUUCCCAGCAAACAUUUUUGGAGAGUCCACAGCAAAAGCUGGUCAAAAUGUCAAGUUGAAAUGCAGCAUUUCUCAUAUUCAGAGCUCAAAUCAAGCAGUUCACAUGUAUUUGUGUAAAAAUGGUGUUGGAGAGAGAUUACAACUACUUGACAAUAAAGACGAGCACACCUUCACUCUGAGUAAUAUUUCAUUACAAGACUCUGGGAGCUACAGCUGUGUUUACUCAUUUAAACUGUAUCCUACAAAGACUGUCAGAGGAUCAGGAAAAAACUCCAUCCAUGUUCAAGUCAGUGGUGAUGCUUUGGAAAUUUUCCCGGCACGAAUUUUCGGCACCUCUACAGCAAAAGUUGGAGAACAUUUAAUAUUACAAUGCAGCAUUUCUCAUAUUCAGAGCUCAAAUCAAGCAGUUCACAUGUAUUUGUGUAAAAAUGGUGUUGGAAAGAAAUUACAACUACUUGACAAUAAAGACGAGCACACCUUCAUUCUGAGUAAUAUUUCAUUACAAGACUCUGGGAGAUACAGCUGUGUUUACUCAUUCACACGGUAUUAUGCGAAGAACGUCAGAGGAUCAGGAGAAAACUCCAUCCAUGUCCAAGUCAACGAUGAUAGAGAUUCUGGGAAAGACGUCAUGAUCUAUCUUGCUGCUCUUCUCCUGGUCGGUGUUGUCUUUAUUCAAAUGUAUCGCUACAGAUUGAUAAUAUAUCAGCAUUACCAGUUGUGUCGAGUCCAAGGACAGAGUGAACCUGUAAAUUUGAGUAACAGUGAAGGUUUAGGACAAGUAAACCAGACAGUCAACAGUAAUGACCUUAACAAUGACCUUGGGGAAUACGCCACAAUACCUGAAGUAAAAGGGAACAUUGGACCGCUUACUACUUGUGAUACUGACAGAAUGGCGGUUUACAGUCUUGCUGAACCCUGUGAGAUAUACAGCUUAGUGCAUCAUCCACGUACAUAGACUUCAUUUCCAGUUAUACUUAGCAUCCGGACACCAAUCUAAUACAUAGCUCCAAUUCAGUUACUGUAUGUGAUUUAAUCCUGUCCUGCACAGUGAAACAUUUUCUAAGCAUCAGCUAUACUCGACUUUUAUCUUGACAGAAAAUGACCCGAAGACGCAAAGAGAAACCGAACAAUCUGAAGCAACAGCCAUCUAUGCAAAAGUGCUGAAGCAGAAGAAAUAAAUAAGCUGGUAUCUGACAUACAAACAGGGAAAACAUUUAAAACUUUAAAAAAUGUUUACUAUGUAAAGACUAGAACAAAACAAUAACUAAAACAAUAGAACCAGAUUUUACUACUGUUCUAUACAGUAUGUGAAGAUUUUAGAGUAGAAUCGGGACAUUAUACAUUCAAUGUUUAAACACAUUCAAUAUUUUAUUUUUCUUGCUAAAUGAGGCUGUACAUUCUUCUUAUUUUUUAUUUUUUUAUUUUUUAUUUUCUGUAUUAGCAUUUGCUAGUCCGGGUUUUAGCACAUUGAAUUGAAUUCUAUUUCUAUAGUUCUUUAACAAUGGACAUUGUGUCAAAGCAGCUUUAUAGAACAUAAGAAAUGUAGUACAAAAAGUUUACUAUACAAAGAUUAAUAUUAUACCAAAGUUUAAGAUGAAUGUUAGACAUAUUUAAAUAUGUUUGUAUUUAUUCUCAAUGAACAAGUCUGCGGUGACUGAGGUGACUUUGGUGAGGAAAAACUCCCAUAGAUGGACGAGUAAGAAACCUUGAAAGGAACAAAACACAAAAGGAAACCUCAUCUUCAUUUGGGUGAAACUGGAGGGUGUGAGAGGGUGAUAUUAUGAAUAAUGUCCUUUCUACAGUCAUAUACAGUCUGACAAUUGUGUAUUGAUUAGGAGGUUGUUGUCCUCAAAGACCCCAUGUAGUUGGCAUCUCCUCACUGAAGCUAAAGAUCUUCAUGAAGCGGAACACAACCGGAGCUGAUACAUCUCUAGAUGCCUCGUUUACUAAUUUACAUUUUAUGGGAUAAAAUAUAUUGAUAAACUUUGAACAUACAGAUUCCAUGAGAUUUUAAUCAUGAUCAUUGUGAUAUAUUUUGUGAAAUGCAGACAUCUAUAUAAUAAACC
This is a messenger RNA of Tachysurus vachellii, 3424 nucleotides long. RefSeq names its product immunoglobulin superfamily member 1-like. The transcript is spliced from 15 exons. The record is from RefSeq and is a predicted model, not a curated record. Bases 40 to 2313 code for a protein of 757 amino acids. NCBI's taxonomy places the organism in Eukaryota, Metazoa, Chordata, Actinopteri, Siluriformes, Bagridae.